This is a messenger RNA of Stylonychia lemnae, 1107 nucleotides long. NCBI's taxonomy places the organism in Eukaryota, Ciliophora, Spirotrichea, Sporadotrichida, Oxytrichidae. The record is from the annotation of a GenBank genome assembly.
AUGUUAAUGGACGAAGUGAGAACUAGUCACUACAGAAAUGCUAUCUUAAAUAAUAGAGCAGAUUUUUAAGAUAAGAUAGUUAUGGAUGUAGGCUGUGGCUCAGGUAUUCUCUCAUUAUUUGCUGCUUAGGCUGGUGCAAGAAAAGUUUAUGCUAUUGAAGCCUCAAAUAUGGCUGAAAGUGCAAGAAAGCUUAUCGAUGCAAACGGAUUUUCAUAGAUUAUCGAAGUUAUUUAGUCAAAGAUUGAAGAUAUCACAGAAGAUAUGAUAGGUAAAGAAGUUGAUAUCAUAGUCAGUGAACCUCUAGGGACCUUUUUACUUAAUGAGAGAAUGCUUGAAACUUAUGUUAUUGCUAGAGAAAAGUUUUUGAUAGCAGGAGGCAAGAUGUUCCCUUCCACUGCUCACUUUUGCAUAAUGCCUUUCUAUGAUGAGUCAAUUCAUUUAGAGUAACAAAAUAAAUGCACAUUUUGGGACAAUAAAAAUUUUUAUGGACUUGAUCUAACAUGUUUAAAAGAAAAAGCUGUUUAGGAAAAAUUCUCUCAGCCUUUGAUCGACACUUACGACCCAAAUAAGAAGUAAAUUAAUCAUUUUAAACUAAAUAGUCUUUGCACCAACCCAGAUAGAUUAAUAUUUGACUUUGAGAGCUACUUCUUCUUCAAGCAUAGAAUGGAGAAAACAGGCCUGAUUCAUGGAUAUGCUCUCUAUUUUGAUGCAAUUUUCAAGGGAUCUUAACAAUAUGUGACUCUACAAACUGGCCCUUUCACUUAAGCUACUCAUUGGUAUCAGACUAGACUACUUUUAAGAGAACCUCUUGGUGUGAAUAAAGGAUAGUUAGUUAAUGGGUACUUAAAGAUGAGAGCAAACAAAGAACAAACAUUCGAUGUCUCAAUAAAUGUUGAAAUUCCAGUUCUUAAUUUUGAUAUGAAGGACCCUGAAUACAGAGGAGUAUAUCAAAAUUACUCUGAGUAUUAUAACUAUAACAAUCAAAGUUAGAAUCAGCAGCAAUAUUACUCAUAAAACAGUAAUCAAUAAAUACAAGGACAAAGUCAAAACAAUCAGCAGUGGAACCAGCAAUAUCAAAAUUAAUACAGUGGCUUCCCAAAUCUCUGA